AUGAAUCAAGACCUUUUAAAAAAUGCCGUAGAGUUUUUAAGACAGGAUUCAAUCACGAAUGCUCCCGACGCUAAAAAGGUUGAAUUUUUGAGUUCUAAAGGUCUAAAUCAGGACGAGAUUCAAAAUGCAAUCGCAUUAGCUCAAAGUCCUAUGUAUAACGCAAUGAAAAACUGCUCAAAUAGUGAAAACACGCUUACGAGGGACUGGAGAGAUUGGUUUAUUAUGGGUGUAAUUUCAGGCGGAUUUGCGUGGUCUGCUUGCACGUUAGUAAAGAAAUACCUUGUUCCCAUGUUAGAGCCCCCAAGCCCUAAUGCAUAUGAAGAAGACAAGAAUGCGUUAGAUCGUAGGUUUGAGGAAGCUGAGAAGACGCUAGAUUCUUUGUCAGAAACGACUAAAAAUCUCGCUGAAAAAACAGAAAAGAACCAGGAUGAUCUUGAUGGUGCUUUAGAUGACUUGGAAGAGACGCUCAGUACUUUGCGUCGCGACUCCGAUCAGCGAGAUCGAGAAAUUGCAAGGAUUUCUCAUGAUGUUUAUACCAUGAGCGCUAAAACCCUCCCACAAUCUUUAGAAUUAAUCCAAAAAUCACAAGAAGAAGCAUUGAAGAAGCUUACUGAAGAAGUAAAGCAACUUCAAUCUUUACAACAAAACCUUCCAACUUCAUCAGAAAGUCUUAAUGGUGCUGCAAUCAAUACAGACAACGUUAAGCAAGUGCCAAAUCUCCAAAAUGCGAGUAACGAAGAAGAGGCUACUUCUUCUCUACCCGAGUGGCAGGUGUCCAUGCGCGCUCAAGCUACUGAUGAUGUGAACUUUUCAUAA
Molecule: messenger RNA, 816 nt
Organism: Schizosaccharomyces osmophilus
Lineage: Eukaryota; Fungi; Ascomycota; Schizosaccharomycetes; Schizosaccharomycetales; Schizosaccharomycetaceae
Product: peroxisomal docking protein Pex14
Exons: 2
Coding region: 1-816 (271 amino acids)
Biological process (GO): protein import into peroxisome matrix, docking
Cellular component (GO): peroxisomal membrane; peroxisomal importomer complex
Molecular function (GO): signaling receptor binding
Source: RefSeq, a predicted model, not a curated record